Molecule: messenger RNA, 1203 nt
Organism: Penicillium diatomitis
Lineage: Eukaryota; Fungi; Ascomycota; Eurotiomycetes; Eurotiales; Aspergillaceae
Product: phf1/phf2 family PHD finger domain-containing protein
Exons: 1
Coding region: 1-1203 (400 amino acids)
Biological process (GO): regulation of DNA-templated transcription; chromatin organization
Cellular component (GO): nucleus
Molecular function (GO): DNA binding; chromatin binding
Source: RefSeq, a predicted model, not a curated record
AUGGCGCCCAAGACAUUGGCCCUAGGCAAAACAUCGCUCGCUAGGACCAUGGCAGCACACCCCACAGGCGCCGUGGUAACAAGCACCAACAUGGACACUCGAACCAGCAGGACUGGCCGAGUGAUCAAGGCCCCGACAGCCUUUGUCCCACCUCCAACAGUAGCCACUACGGGCAAACGAAAGGGCGUCUCCCGCAAGAAGGAAUCUAACGUAGUGUGCAUACAUUGCAACAGAGGCCACAGCCCAGCCUCCAACGCCAUCGUAUUCUGCGAUGGAUGCAACAAUACAUGGCAUCAGAAGUGCCAUAAUCCAUCAAUUGACAACCGUGUCAUUUUGAUGAAGGACAUGGAGUGGCAUUGCAUCAAGUGCAAGCCCGUGGGUCGCCCCAAAGCAGCCAGGACGAAGACUGCCAAGACGAAGAAGGCGACUCGAACACUGCAUCCUCGACUACAAGCGGCUCCUCAACUUGAAGUUGGGGGUGAGCAAUUUACUCCUGACGAGAGACGCGCCUACCUCUCCGGUCUCUCACAUGCUCAGCUGGUUGAGCUCCUGGUCAAUGUCUCAAGCAGAAACCCAACGGUCCCGAUGUUCCCAGUCAAUUUGAAGCAGUUGCCGGCAUCACAGUUCUUCUUACGACCCAACACUCCGGAACCGACCAAUCACCAAACCACCACGCUUGAGUCAAAACAGAGGUCAGCGAAGAGAAGUCGCUCUGAAUCCGAUGUCUCUGACGCCACACCCAAUAGCAAUUCUGCUAAGAAGCGUCGCACUUCGACAUCGACGGAGCUCUCAUUGAACAAUGCUUCCUCCGCUCCUGGUGAAAGUAUUGCAGGAGAUUCGAGUGCUUCCAUGGCUGCCGUACCUGGUGGGCUUACCACGUCGGCCAAUUCCAGCCCAGUGAAUGGAUCCAGUACACCCGCUGCCAGAAAAGCGCAAACCAGACGGGUAUCAUUCAGCUUGCAAGAUACUCCAUCCGUCAGCCCUGAACCCCAAAACGAAGAUGAGAUCUACGAGGACGCUGUUGAAGACCACCGUCUGUAUCCUGACGCUGGAAAUGGUUUUAUGCCCAUGUUGGACUCUGGUGAUAUGAAACUUCUUACUGAGAGCUCUCAUUCACAAACUUUCAGCCAUGAACUCCACGGUCCAGCGAAGAUGGCGCAAGAUGCCGGACGUCCCCCACCAGUCUGGCAGGGUCUCAACUAG